This is a messenger RNA of Cuculus canorus (common cuckoo), 711 nucleotides long. Its product is annotated as olfactory receptor 14J1-like. NCBI's taxonomy places the organism in Eukaryota, Metazoa, Chordata, Aves, Cuculiformes, Cuculidae. Gene Ontology annotation, cellular component: membrane. The annotation marks the transcript as partial. The record is from RefSeq and is a predicted model, not a curated record. Gene Ontology annotation, biological process: G protein-coupled receptor signaling pathway. Gene Ontology annotation, molecular function: olfactory receptor activity. The transcript is spliced from 3 exons.
CUGCACUACGGGACCCUCCUGGGCAGCAGAGCUUGUGUCCACACGGCAGCAGCUGCCUGGGGCGCUGCGUUUCUCACUGCUCUGCUGCACACGGCCAAUACAUUUUCUCUGCCCCUCUGCCAGGGCAAUGCUGUGGAACAGUUCUUCUGUGAAAUCCCCCAGAUCCUCAAGCUCUCCUGCUCACACUCCUACCUCAGGGAAGCUGGGAUCAGUGUGUUUGCUCUCUGCUUAGCUUUUGGCUGUUUUGUUUUCAUUGUGGUGUCCUAUGUGCAGAUCUUCAGGGCUGUGCUGAGGAUCCCCUCUGAGCAGGGACGGCACAAAGCCUUUUCCACGUGCCUCCCUCACCUGGCCGUGGUCUCCGUAUUUAUCAGCACUGCAGGGGUUGCCUACCUGAAGCCCCCCUCCAUCUCCUCUCCAUCCCUGGACCUUGUGGUGUCAUUUCUGUACUCAGUGGUGCCUCCAGAACAAACCCCACCGGCCCAGAGAGAUCCAUCUCAGCUGCCUUGGACAGGCUCAGUGCAAGCGUUCCUGUCUGACAGAGUCGAGGUGUCUGGGCUGAAGAAGUGGACGCUGUGUGGGAAGUUGGCUGAAGGACCAAGCCCAAAUGUCAUCAGUGGUACCAAGUCUCCAUGCAGCCAGUUAUUUGUGCCAUCCCCCAGUGACCAGCACUCAGUCAGCACUGUCAAGUGUCUUCAUUACAACCCUGUAUGA